UGACUUUCCCUGCUCUCCUGAUUCUGUGGAAGGCAUUUCCUGAAACCAGUUCCUUAUUCAGAAGUCUAUCUGGCUGAUAUCAUGAAUUACUUUGGCACAGGCUAACCCUGCUCCAUAUCUGAUAUCUACGAAAAAGAAGUCAUAAUCCAAAACUUAAAUAAACAACUACAAGAGUGUAAUAAAGAGCUUGAAACUCUGCGUUUGAGGUGUAAAUAUCUAGAAGAUGAAAAAGAUCAGCUUAUUAGUCGGACUGAGACCUUAUAUGACAGAGUAUCUGAAUUACAAACUGAGCAUGAAAAAUGUCUUCUUGAAAUAAAUGAAAUACAAAACACAAAUGUUCAAAAUACUACUCAUGUGGAAUGUCUUUCACCUAAAAAGCAAGAAGAGAUCAUUAAAAUUUUAAGAGAAGCCCGUGAGCUUGCUACAUGUAACCGUCAGCUACGAGAUUUUCUUAAAAAAGACCUAUCAGAUAUUGGACUUUACAUGAACCAGUUGAGAAACACAACUGAGAUCAUGAAACAUUCCUGCAAAGAAACAGAAGAAAUCCGUGCGCUGUAUCAGCGUGAGUCCCUAGAGCGCAAGUUACUUUAUAACCAACUUCAAGAACUUAGAGGAAACAUUCGGGUGUUUUGUAGAUGCAGAAGGGAAGAUGGGAAAGGGGAUCACCUAGAAUUUCUUUCCAGUGAAGACAUCAUACUUAAUCAUAAUGGAAGCAAGAAGAAAUUUAGAUUUGACCAAGUGUUUCUGCCACAGUGCACUCAGGAAGAAGUCUUUGAAGAAACUCUCCCUAUCAUAAAAUCUUGUGUGGAUGGUUAUAACGUUUGCAUUAUGGCUUAUGGGCAGACCGGUUCUGGGAAAACAUUUACUAUGAUGGGGCCUGAACAAAGUCCAGGAGUUAAUAUCAGAUUUCAAUGUUAGAGAUAUACAAUGAAACCCUACGUGAUCUUCUUUCACAAAACGGGAACAGCCAGUUGGAAAUCAGAUCACAAGGAAAAUCUGUGACAGUACCUGGGUUAACAGAGACAGAAGUUGUGACAGAAGAAGAUAUAAAACAUGCAAUGGCAUUUGGUGAAAAGAAUAGGACAGUAGCUUCUACUAAGAUGAACAUAGAAAGUUCACGUUCUCAUCUCAUGGUGAUCUUGCGAGUUAAUGGUGUCGAUAGCAUCUCUGGAGUGAUAUCUGCGUCUACGCUCACCUUAUGCGACUUAGCUGGAUCUGAA
Bombina bombina (fire-bellied toad) is the source of this 1220-nucleotide messenger RNA. RefSeq lists its product as uncharacterized. Gene Ontology annotation, molecular function: ATP binding; microtubule motor activity; microtubule binding. Lineage: Eukaryota; Metazoa; Chordata; Amphibia; Anura; Bombinatoridae. The transcript has 5 exons. Gene Ontology annotation, biological process: microtubule-based movement. The coding region runs from base 484 to 918 and encodes 144 amino acids. The record is from RefSeq and is a predicted model, not a curated record.